AUGGUUGAAAAUCAAGAAUUCAUGGAGGUUAGCACUCAGCCUCCUCUCUUUGCUGCGUCCAUCAGCAGGGAGAUCACGGUGCUGAUAUUAUCAAUCCUGAUAGUUGGUUGCAUAGCAUCGUACCACCCUUAUCACCACUACUAUCACCACCUCCACGGCCACCACAAGCACCAUCAUCACGACCAUCACAAGCACCACCACGAUCAUCACAAGCAUCAUCACCACGACCACCAUAAGCAUCAUCAUCAUCACGAUCAUCACAAGCAUCACCAUGAUCAUCAUUUGCACCACAAGCACCAUGUCUACGACUACCACCCGUAUUACCACUACCUGAAGCACCAUUACCACCACCACAAGGGUCAUCCCUAUUACCACGACCACCAUCAUCACCACGACCACCAUAAGCAUCAUCACCACGACCACCACAAGCAUCAUCACCACAAAGGACACAUUCACUACGAUCCUUACUACAAGCUGUAUUAUUACCAUCACCACUGA
Molecule: messenger RNA, 498 nt
Organism: Uloborus diversus
Lineage: Eukaryota; Metazoa; Arthropoda; Arachnida; Araneae; Uloboridae
Product: histidine-rich glycoprotein-like
Exons: 2
Coding region: 1-498 (165 amino acids)
Source: RefSeq, a predicted model, not a curated record